Arabidopsis arenosa is the source of this 3837-nucleotide messenger RNA. Lineage: Eukaryota; Viridiplantae; Streptophyta; Magnoliopsida; Brassicales; Brassicaceae. The record is from the annotation of a GenBank genome assembly.
GUGUGAGUUUAAAAUUUGAGUGAAGUAUCGAAUCAUGGUUACGAUGGAGUUGGUCAAUAUGGGAGGGAGAACAUUCCUAGUUCCUGGAAAUUUCCCGGUUGGAUGCUCAGCAACGUAUUUGACAUUAAACCGAACAUCAAACAAGGAAGAGUAUGAUCCUCUAACAGGAUGUUUGACAUGGCUGAACGAUUUUUCAGAAUACUACAACGAGCAGCUUCAGGCAGAACUGAACAGACUCAGGAAACUUUACCCUCAUGUCAAAAUCAUAUACGGGUUCAUGGACAGACCCUUAUCCGCUUGUUGCGGUUUAGGAGGACCGUACAACUUCACCUUAAGUAAAAAAUGUGGGAGUGCAGAAGUGACAUAUUGUAGUGAUCCUUCAAACUCGGAAACGCCGUGCCGGAAUUUCAAGUCGAUCAUCAGUUUCGGCGAUUCGAUUGCCGACACCGGGAACUUGGUCGGUCUCUCUAAUCGUAACAAUCUUCCUGUGACUGCGUUUUCACCAUACGGAGAAACUUUCUUCCACCACCCAACCGGCCGUUCCUGCGACGGCCGCAUCAUCAUGGACUUUAUCGCUGAAUUUGUGGGGCUUCCUUAUGUGCCUCCUUACUUUGGAUCUAAAAAUGGAAACUUUGAUAAAGGCGUUAAUUUCGCGGUAGCUGGAGCAACGGCACUGGAAAGUUCCUUUCUUAUGAAGAGAGGAAUUCAUCCACACACCAACGUUAGUUUAGGAGUUCAGCUUAAGAGCUUCAAGAAAAGUUUACCAAAUAUAUGUGGCUCUCCAUCAGAUUGUAGAGAUAUGAUUGGCAAUGCUUUGAUUCUCAUGGGAGAGAUUGGAGGGAAUGAUUAUAAUUUCCCAUUCUUCGAACGCAAACCCAUUAAGGAAGUUAAAGAGCUGGUUCCGUUUGUGAUCGCUACUAUUUCUUCUUCAAUCACGGAGUUGAUUGGUAUGGGGGCAAAAACUUUUCUAGUGCCCGGAGAGUUCCCUAUCGGAUGCUCAGUAGUCUAUUUGACAUUAUAUCAAACAUCAAACAAGGAAGAAUACGAUCCUUUAACCGGAUGUUUGAAAUGGCUGAACAAGUUUGGCGAAUACCACAGCCAGCAACUUAAGACGGAACUCGACAGACUUAGGAAGCUCAACCCUCAUGUCAACAUCAUAUAUGCUGACUACUACAACGCUCUCUUGCGCCUUUUUAAAGAACCAGCCAAAUUCGGGUUCAUGGACAGACCCUUGCAUGCUUGUUGCGGUAUAGGAGGACCGUACAACUUCAACUUCACUAGAAAAUGUGGGAGUGUAGGAGUGGAAUCUUGUAAGGAUCCUUCAAAGUAUGUGGGCUGGGACGGCGUUCAUAUGACUGAGGCUGCAUACAAAUGGAUAGCUGAUGGAAUACUCAAAGGACCAAUAGAAAGAGAAGGAGAGCAACCGUCGAGCCUUUCCAUUGCAUCUCCAGAUUCUCUUCUGGCGAUGAAGCUCGUGAGCUUCUUAUUAUCUACUCUUUUGGUCACUUCUGUGAACUCGCAAACGCAAUGCCGGAAUUUCAAAUCAAUCAUUAGUUUCGGAGAUUCAAUUGCCGACACUGGAAACUUACUUGAUCUCUCGGAUCCUAACGAUCUCCCUGCUUCCGCGUUUCCGCCAUACGGAGAAACCUUCUUCCACCACCCAACUGGUCGUUACUCUGACGGACGCCUCAUCAUUGAUUUCAUUGCUGAGUUCUUGGGUUUUCCGCUUGUGCCUCCUUUUUAUGGAUCUCAAAAUGCAAACUUUGAAAAGGGAGUUAAUUUCGCGGUCGCGGGAGCAACAGCAUUAGAUACUUCCUUUCUUGAAGAGAGAGGAAUUCAUUCUGAUAUCACCAACGUCAGUCUGAGCGUUCAGCUUAGGAGCUUCACGGAAAGUUUGCCCAACUUAUGUGGCUCACCUUCAGAUUGUAGAGAUAUGAUUGAAAAUGCUUUGAUUCUCAUGGGAGAGAUCGGAGGAAAUGAUUUUAAUUUCGCACUCUUCCAGCGCAAAGCCAUCGAGGAAGUUGAAGAGCUGGUUCCGUUUGUGGUCACUGCUAUUUCUUUGGCAAUUACGGAAUUGGUCUGUAUGGGAGGAAGAACAUUCCUAGUUCCUGGAAAUUUUCCGCUCGGAUGCUCAGCAUCUUAUUUGACAUUAUACCAAACAUCAAACAAGGAAGAGUAUGAUCCUCUAACAGGAUGUUUGACAUGGCUGAACGAUUUUUCAGAAUAUUACAACGAGCAGCUUCAGAAAGAACUCAACAGACUCAAGGAGUUGUACCCUCAUGUCAACAUCAUAUAUGCUGAUUACUACAACGCUUUGUUGCGCCUUUUCCAAGAACCAGUCAAAUUCGGGUUUAUAAAGAGACCCUUGCCCGCUUGUUGCGGUUUAGGAGGAUCAUACAACUUUAACUUUAGUAGAAGAUGUGGGAGUGUAGGAGUUGAAUACUGCAAUGAUCCUUCAAAGUAUGUGAAUUGGGAUGGCAUUCAUAUGACUGAGGCCGCAUACAGAUGGAUAUCUGAGGGCUUACUCAAGGGACCGUAUGCUAUUCCUCCUUUCAAUUGGUCAUGCCUCAGCUCCGAGAUUAUGAAUAAGAACUCGGAAACUCAGUGCCGGGAAUUCAAAUCGAUCAUUAGUUUUGGAGAUUCGAUUGCCGACACUGGAAACUUGCUUGGCCUCUCAGAUCCUAACGAUCUUCCUCAUAUGGCGUUUCCACCGUAUGGAGAGACUUUCUUCCACCACCCAACUGGCCGUUUCUCCAACGGCCGUCUCAUCAUUGAUUUCAUCGCUGAAUUCUUGGGUUUACCGCUUGUGCCUCCUUUUUAUGGAUCUCAAAAUGCAAACUUUGAGAAGGGAGUUAAUUUCGCGGUAGGGGGAGCAACGGCACUGGAACGUUCCUUUCUUGAAGAGAAAGGAAUUCAUUUUCCUUACACCAAUGUUAGUCUAGGCGUUCAGCUUAAUAGCUUCAAGGAGAGUUUGCCUAGCAUAUGUGGCUCUCCUUCAGACUGCAGAGAUAUGAUAGAAAAUGCUUUGAUUCUCUUGGGAGAAAUUGGAGGGAAUGACUAUAAUUACGCAUUCUUCGUGGACAAAAGCAUUGAAGAGAUCAAGGAGCUGACUCCCCUGGUGAUCACUACUAUUUCUUCUGCAAUAACGGAGUUGAUUGGUAUGGGGGGAAGAACAUUUCUGGUGCCCGGAGAGUUCCCAGUCGGAUGCUCAGUAUUCUAUUUGACAUCACAUCAAACAUCAAACAAGGAAGACUACGAUCCUUUAACAGGAUGUUUGACAUGGAUGAACAAGUUUGGAGAAAACCACGGGGAGCAGCUUCGAGCAGAACUCAACAGACUUCAGAAGUUGUACCCUCAUGUCAACAUCAUAUAUGCUGACUACUACAAUGCGUUGUUGCGCCUUUACCAAGAACCAUCCAAAUUUGGAUUCAUGGACAGACCCUUGUCAGCUUGUUGCGGCGGAGGAGGACCGUACAACUAUACCGUAGGUAGGAAAUGUGGGACUGAUAUAGUUGAAAGUUGUGAAGAUCCUUCAAAGUAUAUUGCUUGGGACGGUGUUCAUAUGACCGAGGCUGCGUACAGAUUGAUGGCUGAGGGUAUACUAAAGGGACCUUAUGCGAUUCCUCCUUUCGAUUGGUCUUGCCUAAGCUCUGGAAUUAAAAACAGUAGAUCAUCUGACGCAUAGAAUUCUUCGAUGAACAACUGAUAGUCAAAAAUUUGAGAGAAAGUAUACUGAUAAAAAACAUGUAUGUUCCUUAGUGCUUGUCUUAGAUCAUGUUCAUGCAUGUAUUUGACAAUUUGUAUUGUUGUUAUGUGAGAUAAAUUUAAAGGGUAUUC